AGUCGUCACCUCCACGUAUGUAUCUUCAAGAUUUAGCAGAUGCCGUUUACAUUUUCGGCGGAUGAUGCUAUCUCGUGUCUAUCCUCGGUUUUACGGGAAAUUCUUGGACGGAUUGCGGGACGUCUUUUUGACGUGCAACUGGUCGGAGGCGGAUCUGCAGAAAGGGAACGUAUUGCCUCUUUUUUUAAUUCAUUCUCUUCCCACGGGAGGUUAAGUGCACAAUCGCAUUUUGGCACAAACUUGUUUAGAUUUUCAACUUUCGUGACGUAACAAUUAAAUGCUGAAAAAGUCACGUGGCCCAAGUCACGUGACCCGACAGUUGUCGCACGAGGGCGCAUUUUAAAAAAUAUUUCGAAAAAUGGCCAGUGUGAUGGAUGAAUUCGAAGUUAGCCAUUUUGUUGCCUCGUAACCAUAGUAACCGGAGCCGCUCAUCGGCUCGUAUUGUUACUGCCAUUGCACCUUAUAUGCACGUUUGCAUCAUCAGCCGCAUCAAUGAAAUAUUUGAAUUUUGUAGUUUCAUUGUUUGAAUAGAAUAUUAGGAAGAUGCUCAAGUUUCUCGUUUUUUACUUCUUUAUUAUUAUGAUAGACGAUGUGCUAUGCAUUCAUGAAGAUUUUGAUAUUAGCGGUUAUAUUGCAUAUUGUCCAUGCAUGGGCCGUUUUGGAAAUCAAGCAGAUCAUUUCUUAGGUGCCUUGGGCUUUGCGAAAGCACUAAAUCGUACAUUGGUGUUACCUCCAUGGGUUGAGUAUAGAACAGGAGAAAUCAAAUCUAUACAAGUUCCUUUUGAUACAUACUUUAAUGUUUCUGAGAUCCAAAAGUGUCAUCGAGCAAUCUUAAUGGCUGAUUUUAUGAGAGAUAUUACUCCAAUUCAUUGGCCGCCAUCAGAGAGAAUAUCAUUUUGUUAUGCGGCUCGUGGUCAAACUGAAUCCUGUAAUGCUAAGGAUGGUAAUCCAUUUGGUCCAUUUUGGGAUACAUUCAAUGUAGAUUUUGUUGACUCUGAAUUUUAUGGACCAUUGCACUAUGAUGUUCAUCAUACUGACAUGGCAUUUCAAUGGAGGCAAAAAUAUACUUCUGCAAAAUGGCCUGUAUUAGCAUUUACUGGUGCUCCUGCAAGUUUUCCAGUUCAGUUAGAGAAUAAGAAACUACAAAAGUGCCUAGUUUGGAAUGAUGAUAUGAACGCCAGAGCAAAGGCAUUUAUCAAGACUACUCUUCCACGUGGAGCAUUUGUUGGACUUCAUUUAAGGAAUGGUGUCGAUUGGGUAAGAGCAUGUGAAUUUAUUUCAACUUCACCAAAUUUAUUUGCCGCCCCACAGUGUCUAGGAUAUAGAAAUGAAAGAGGCAAAGCCACAAAAACAAUGUGUCUGCCUUCUUUCGAAGUGAUAGUUCGCCAUUUAAAACGAGUAAUACGUAAUGGAAAAGAUAUAAAAUCUGUAUUUGUUGCAUCUGAUAACAAUUACAUGAUACCAGAGUUAACCAAAGCACUAGAGAGGAUGGAUAUCAAAGUAUUUAAACAAGAAGAAAACUCUCCCCAUUUAGAUUUAGCUAUACUUGGUAGAGCUAAUUAUUUUAUUGGGAAUUGUAUUUCCUCAUUUUCUGCUUUUGUUGCAAGGGAAAGAGAAGUUAAAGGUUAUCCUACAUAUUUUUGGGGUUUCCCACCUGAAAGAACUUUGUCUUCCGUGACACAUGAAGAAUUGUAGUAUACUUAUACAUCUUCAUAUAAAAAAUGUGAUAUUAUGUACUUUUUUAUAAUAGCAUUUUGAUAUUUAAGACUUUUUUAAAGAUGAAUUUUAUACUCACAAUGAAUGCUCCUUGAUAUUUAUUCUUAUAAAAAUGAUGAUGCAGUAUGUGUCAUUUAUGAAAUGUGGAUUAUACAAAGAAAAUACAAAUUUUUUUGUAAAAUAUA
This is a messenger RNA of Nasonia vitripennis (jewel wasp), 1901 nucleotides long. RefSeq names its product GDP-fucose protein O-fucosyltransferase 1 (gene O-fut1). Gene Ontology annotation, biological process: Notch signaling pathway; protein O-linked glycosylation via fucose. The transcript has 6 exons. NCBI's taxonomy places the organism in Eukaryota, Metazoa, Arthropoda, Insecta, Hymenoptera, Pteromalidae. Gene Ontology annotation, molecular function: peptide-O-fucosyltransferase activity. The coding region runs from base 544 to 1695 and encodes 383 amino acids. The record is from RefSeq and is a predicted model, not a curated record.